UCACGUAGCAACGUCUGGAUGGUGACAACAUGAGCUGCGACUUCGUGUGACAAUGCAUAACUCCCCUCUUUUCCAGUACCUGCAUGAUCUAGGGCACACAGACUUUGAGGCAUGUCCGACGGCAUCACAGGAGGACGAAGAUGGCGGACAAGAGGGAGACUUCACCUCUCCAGACGAAGAUCCACAGAGAACUUCAGGAGGACGCUUGUGGAGGCUGGCUGAAGCCUUGUGGAGAUGGAGUCCGAUUCACCAGGCGGCUGCAUCUCGUAAGCUGGGCCAGCAGCUGGACUCUGUGUUCGGCCAGUACUCGGUGAAGUGCAUUCUGGACCAGGACGUGCUGCUGCAGGAGGAUGUGGAGCUGAUUGAGCUGUUGGACCCGAGUCUUCUCACCCUCGGCUCAUCCGCCUCUGGAUCGUCCGGCCGAGCGAGCACCCUGCCCAGACCGAGCCUCAUAGCCAGGCCCUCUCUAUGGGACAUGGCCGGGCUGGUUGGACUGGCUUCAGUGCUGCUGGGUCUCUGCUCGAUAUCCGGUGGUCUUUGGUCGCUGGCCGCCGCCCCGUGGGGCCUGGCGCUGCUGGGCUGGGUGGGGCUGAGGGGCGUCACGCUGUGGAGACAGGGCCACAUGGAGAGAGCCGUCCACACACGGGCCACGCAGCUGCAGACUCUGGUCCACAACAGCAAGACUCUGACUGGGCUGUCUCGCAAAGCCCUGCGCCUGGUGCAGGAGACAGAGGUCAUCUCCAGAGGGUUCACCCUUUUGCUCGACAGGGUGAGUGCGGCCAGCUCCUUUAGCAGGGCGGGGCCGGGGGCGGUGCCACGAGGCCAGCAGCUGAUCGGACUGAGGAAGGCCCUGUACCGCGCGCUCCGCACCGCCUUCAGAGCGUCACGCAGAGCCACCUGUCACAUGCUCAAGGCGUUCCCUUUGAACUCUGAGAUCGAUAACGUGACCAACUACGUGUCUGCGGUGCCUCUGAAGGAGCUAGGUCUCGGCCUGGGGAUCGAGCACCUGGGUGACGAGCAGGCUCAGGAGCUGACGGACGACUACAGCCUUCCCGCCCUGAAGAUGCUGUUCCAGCUGUGGGUGGGCCAAAGCUCUGAAUGUUUCCGUCGACUGGCUCUCCUCCUGUCGCCCCGAAGAAUAGAGGAGCCAGAAGAGGGCGCACCCAAAGCGGAGACAUCUUCUCCUCCUCCUCCUCCUCCUCCUCCUCCCCUGCUGCACCGCUCCAUCGCCGCAGUGACCGAGCCCCUCCAUCACGCUCUGUCCAGCUGCCUGUGCGAGGUGCAGCGCAGCUACGACUUCCACCGACACUUUGAGACUCAGCUGAGGAUUACGGGCUCGGACAAGACCGGCAGAGCCAGGGAGAAAUGCAGAGAGCUCAACACCUUGCACACCUCCAUCCGAAGCCUGCAGCUGCACCUCAAAGCCCUGCUCAGCGAGAUGAUCAUCCUGGAGGACGACCUGGAGAAACUGAUGGUGGCCAAAGAGCCGGCAGAGCUGACGUACGAGGGCUACCAGGACCUCAGUGACCGGCUGCACCAGCUGCAGCCUCACAUGCAGGCCAGCACGGGCUGCUGGGAGGACACCAUCUGCCAGGUGGAGCGCAUGCUGAGACGAGUCAACGCCUGCCCAGGCAACGCUGAGGGUCUGGAGCAGUGUGGUCCUCCUCUACCUGAGAUUCCUGCUCCUCCUCCAUCCUACCCGCUCAUCCUGGACAGAGACCCUGUCCCUGAAGAGCUGGAGUGGGAGGCCUACGUGUCCGACUCAGACUCCGACGGUGAAGGCAGAGGCUCUUGGUCCGACAUCUUGUCACCGGAGGAACGCGAGCGGCAGCGCCGGGAGAGGGAGGAGUCCCGCCGCGUCCUGUCAGAGCUCAAAGCUGUGUUAGGCUUCCGUGCGUCCGAGGGGGAGAGGAUGAAGAGGAAGCAGCUGCUCUUCAACGACCAAGCUGCGGUGACGCCUUCAGCUCGCGCUGAGAGUUCAGAUCCUGCCGCGACGCCGUCGGAUGCUCCGGCCUCUCUGGGUCCAGCAGAAAGUGGCGAUGAAGAAGGAAACCACUUAUCAGAGCGCCCUGCAGGAAACGCAGCAGAGGAAGCAGAAGGAAAAGACGGCAGGGUGACGCCUGACCCCUCCGCGGAGCCGGUGACGGAGUUCAGCUGCGGCUCAGAGGAGAAAGAUGGUGAUCAUGGAGGAACUUCGGUGUGCACGAGAGGAGGAGGAGGAGCGUCAGAGCUGCAUCAAUAUGACGGCGUCCUGGAGGAGGGCGAGGGCCAGAACGGUCUGGACUGCUUCCUGAAGCCUAAAGUCCCCGCCGUCUCCGUGAUGGACAGACUGACGGAGAUCCACGGCUCCGAGGCCCUCAGCUUCAGCUCCGCCAUCGCCGCUCAGGUGGCGGCACGCUCACACUCGCUCAUCGCCAUGGAGGAGCAGACGUUCGGAGAUGAUGAGGAGGAAGAUGAUGAAGAGGAGAUCGACAGACGAACCCCAGAGAAGGACUUAAAUUAAAAACCCCGCUGCUUUAACGGAGCGCUGAGCAGAGACUGUAUUUAUGUCUGUUUAUCGAUGGGUCUGUGUCACAUCUGUUUCUGCUGUGGAGGCCUCUCUGUCCCCCAUCCGUCCAUUUCGCCCUACAUUACCCACAAUUCUUUCUGCUCUUUUGCUGUUAAACUCAGGUACCAGAACCACUACAACAAAUACGACCUUCCAGUGUUUUAAGGUCAGGAGACCAGAAUGUCUGCAGUUCACGUGGCGACGUCCAUAUGGUGUAUACUGCUGAGCAGGUGUGGAAACAAAGAUUGUAAGAUCAGCUUCAUACUUUAAAACAGAUGUGUAACAGAAGAAAAUGCUAUUUUCAUCAAAACACUACAAUCUGAGUUACUGUCAGGAGCUUUUUUUUAGUUGAAAGGUUGAGAUCAGCCUUCUGAGAUGCAGAUGUAUUUCUGUGUGUUCAGACAGAAUGUGAAGUUAGAUGUGAGUUCGCCCGCGCAGCACGAAUUGAGGUGAAGACAUUUGGUGCAUUUUUAAAUUUUUCUUAAGCAACAAAAUCUGACUUAUUUUGGGUAGUGUUGUCACAAAACUGGAAUUUCUAAUACCUUAAAAAAUACUGAUAUUCAAUACCAUUUUUCAAUACUACAGGGAAAAAUGACAUCAAAGGCAUACGAUUGUUUUUAUUAAAUUAUAAAUAUAAUAAGGCUUGAACAUAACAUCCACUUUCCUCUCUUUAUGAGCAGCAGAAAACAGCACGAUGACUGUAGUAAACAGUAAAUAAAAGAGAAAGAAAGUGCAUCUGCUACAGCUUUAUCAAUGCUGUGGAGUAUUUUAACCAUUUCAGAUAUUCUGUAUUGAUAUUUAUGACAACACUAAUUCUGGGCUUUUAUGAAAUGUAAAGAGGAAAGAGGAGGGAGACUGGACAGAAAUAACAAUAGAAAAAGAAGCAACUGGUCAGUGGUGGAAAAUACUCCUCUUUAUUUAUAGCACCUUUCAUACUCACAUGCAGCCUAAAGUAUUUCACAUAGCAAAAAAACCCAAAAAUAAACAAUAAAUACAAUUUUGUAAGACUAAAAACUACAAUAUUAAAAC
This is a messenger RNA of Plectropomus leopardus (leopard coralgrouper), 3577 nucleotides long. NCBI's taxonomy places the organism in Eukaryota, Metazoa, Chordata, Actinopteri, Perciformes, Serranidae. The record is from RefSeq and is a predicted model, not a curated record.